GAGUUUGCGUAUUUGUUUCCUUUCACACUGGCCUUAAAGAGGAUAUAUUAGAAGUUGAAGUAGGAAGGGAGCCAGGGAGGCCGAUGGCGCAAAGGUACGAUGAUCUACCCCAUUACGGGGGCAUGGAUGGAGUAGGCAUCCCCUCCACGAUGUACGGGGACCCGCAUGCGGCCAGAUCCAUGCAACCGGUCCACCACCUGAACCAUGGGCCUCCUCUGCACUCUCAUCAGUACCCGCACACAGCUCACACCAACGCCAUGGCCCCCAGCAUGGGUUCCUCCGUCAAUGACGCUUUAAAGAGAGAUAAAGAUGCCAUUUAUGGACACCCCCUCUUCCCUCUCUUAGCACUGAUUUUUGAGAAAUGUGAAUUAGCUACUUGUACCCCCCGAGAGCCAGGGGUGGCGGGCGGGGACGUCUGCUCGUCAGAGUCAUUCAAUGAAGAUAUAGCCGUGUUCGCCAAACAGAUUCGUGCAGAAAAACCUCUAUUUUCUUCUAAUCCAGAACUGGAUAACUUGAUGAUUCAAGCCAUACAAGUAUUAAGGUUUCAUCUGUUGGAAUUAGAGAAGGUACACGAAUUAUGUGACAAUUUCUGCCACCGGUAUAUUAGCUGUUUGAAAGGGAAAAUGCCUAUCGAUUUGGUGAUAGACGAUAGAGAAGGAGGAUCAAAAUCAGACAGUGAAGAUAUAACAAGAUCAGCAAAUCUAACUGACCAGUCCCCACCCUCUUGGAACAGAGAUCACGAUGACACAGCGUCAACCCGUUCGGGAGGCACCCCGGGCCCCUCCAGCGGUGGCCACACAUCACACAGCGGGGAUAACAGCAGUGAGCAAGGUGAUGGCUUGGACAACAGUGUAGCUUCCCCCAGCACAGGUGACGAUGAUGAUCCAGAUAAGGACAAAAAGCGUCACAAAAAGCGUGGCAUCUUUCCCAAAGUAGCCACAAAUAUCAUGAGGGCGUGGCUGUUCCAGCAUCUAACACACCCUUACCCUUCUGAAGAACAGAAAAAGCAGUUGGCACAAGACACGGGACUCACCAUCCUUCAAGUGAACAAUUGGUUUAUAAAUGCCCGGAGAAGAAUAGUGCAGCCCAUGAUAGACCAGUCCAACCGAGCAGUAAGUCAAGGAACACCUUAUAACCCCGAUGGACAGCCAAUGGGAGGUUUCGUAAUGGACGGUCAGCAACACAUGGGCAUCAGGGCACCAGGGCUGCAAAGUAUGCCAGGGGAAUAUGUAGCCCGGGGUGGUCCAAUGGGUGUGAGUAUGGGACAGCCAAGUUAUACCCAACCCCAGAUGCCCCCCCAUCCUGCUCAGCUGCGUCAUGGGCCCCCCAUGCAUACGUACAUUCCUGGACACCCUCACCACCCAACAGUGAUGAUGCAUGGAGGACCGCCCCACCCUGGAAUGCCAAUGUCAGCAUCAAGCCCCACGGUUCUUAAUACAGGAGACCCAACAAUGAGUGGACAAGUCAUGGACAUUCAUGCUCAGUAGCUUAAGGGAAUAUGCAUUGUCUGCAAUGGUGACUGAUUUCAAAUCAUGUUUUUUCUGCAAUGACUGUGGAGUUCCAUUCUUGGCAUCUACUUUGGACCAAGGAGCAUCCCUAAUUCUUCAUAGGGACUCUUAAAAAGCAGGAAAUACCAACUGAAGUCAAUUUGGGGGACAUGCUAAAUAACUAUAUAAGACAUUAAGAGAACAAAGAGUGAAAUAUUGUAAAUGCUAUUAUACUGUUAUCCAUAUUACGUUGUUUCUUAUAGAUUUUUUAAGAAAAAUGUGAAAUUUUUCCACACUAUGUGUGUUGUUUCCAUAGCUCUUCACUUCCUCCAGAAGCCUCCUUACAUUAAAAAGCCUUACAGUUAUCCUGCAAGGGACAGGAAGG
Molecule: messenger RNA, 1872 nt
Organism: Eptesicus fuscus (big brown bat)
Lineage: Eukaryota; Metazoa; Chordata; Mammalia; Chiroptera; Vespertilionidae
Gene: MEIS1
Product: Meis homeobox 1
Exons: 13
Coding region: 84-1487 (467 amino acids)
Biological process (GO): eye development; positive regulation of cell population proliferation; brain development
Molecular function (GO): RNA polymerase II cis-regulatory region sequence-specific DNA binding; DNA-binding transcription activator activity, RNA polymerase II-specific
Source: RefSeq, a predicted model, not a curated record